Molecule: messenger RNA, 10116 nt
Organism: Perognathus longimembris pacificus (Pacific pocket mouse)
Lineage: Eukaryota; Metazoa; Chordata; Mammalia; Rodentia; Heteromyidae
Gene: Lcor
Product: ligand dependent nuclear receptor corepressor
Exons: 7
Coding region: 22-1749 (575 amino acids)
Molecular function (GO): DNA binding
Source: RefSeq, a predicted model, not a curated record
GGGCCGGGCGGGCGGCAGAAGAUGGCGAGGGUGUGUAGGCGGCAGCAAUGUUCCGUUGAGAGACGCGGCUUUCGGCAAGAACUGGACUCGUGGCGCCACAAGCUCAUUCACCGUGUAGGGUUUGAAAGUAUUCUUGAAGGGCUGUUUGGACCUGCAUUAUUAAAAGAUCUCAGUUUACUUAAAGAUUGUGAACCUGAAAACAUUUCUAAUUGGACUUUUGAUGAAAAUUGUCUGUUCUGUUGUUUGAGAAGAGAGAAAAUAAAGGGACACUUAGUUGGUCUGGAUGAACCAGCAUCAGGAGCUGGGCAAGAAACUCUGCUUAAACAAGAGCACACAAAAAUCAUUCGAUUCGAGAGACAAGCAGAAGAGUUCCUCAAUGCAGUCUUUUAUAGAAAAGACAGUCCCUGGGUCUCCGACCCCAAUAUUCCCCUAGUGGCCCGUGAGAUCAUGCAGCGAAUGAUCCAACAAUUUGCUGCUGAAUAUACCUCAAAAAAUAGCUCUACUCAGGACCCCAGCCAGCCCAAUAGCACAAAGAACCAAAGCCUGCCGAAAGCAUCUCCAGUCACCACCUCUCCCACGGCUGCAACUACUCAGAACCCCGUGCUCAGCAAACUUCUCAUGGCUGACCAAGACUCACCUCUGGACCUUACUGUCAGAAAGUCUCAGUCAGAACCUAGUGAACAAGACGGUGUACUUGAUCUAUCCACUAAGAAAAGUCCAUGUGCUGGCAGCACUUCCCUGAGCCAUUCUCCAGCCUGCUCUAGUACUCAAGGGAACGGGCGACCUGGGAGACCCAGCCAGUACCGCCCAGACGGACUUCGGAGUGGUGAUGGGGUACCUCCAAGAAGCUUACAGGAUGGAACCAGGGAAGGUUUUGGACACUCCACAUCACUCAAAGUUCCUCUGGCUCGAUCCCUACAGAUUAGUGAAGAACUACUAAGCAGAAACCAAUUGUCCACAGCUGCCAGCCUUGGCCCAUCUGGAUUACAGAAUCAUGGACAACACUUGAUAUUAUCCAGGGAAGCCUCUUGGGCAAAACCACAUUAUGAAUUCAACCUCAACCGUAUGAAGUUCAGGGGAAAUGGUGCACUCAGCAACAUCAGUGACCUUCCUUUUCUUGCAGAAAACUCUGCCUUUCCAAAAAUGGCACUUCAAGCAAAACAAGAUGGAAAAAAGGAUGUGAGCCAUUCAUCUCCUGUAGAUUUAAAGAUACCACAAGUUCGAGGAAUGGAUCUUUCUUGGGAGUCUCGCACUGGUGAUCAGUACAGCUAUAGCUCUUUGGUAAUGGGUUCACAAACGGAGAGCGCGCUUAGUAAAAAAUUAAGGGCUAUUCUUCCAAAACAAAAUAGAAAAAGCAUGUUAGAUGCUGCACCUGAUUCUUGGGGCUCAGAUGCUGAGCAGUCUACCUCUGGACAGCCAUAUCCCACAUCGGAUCAAGAAGGAGACCCUGGUUCCAAGCAGCCUCGGAAGAAAAGAGGGCGUUACAGACAGUACAACAGUGAGAUACUGGAGGAAGCAAUCUCGGUGGUUAUGAGUGGAAAAAUGAGUGUUUCCAAAGCUCAGAGUAUUUAUGGGAUUCCCCACAGUACACUGGAGUACAAAGUAAAGGAGAGGCUGGGCACUUUGAAAAACCCUCCAAAGAAAAAGAUGAAAUUAAUGAGGUCGGAGGGGCCAGACGUUUCUGUAAAGAUUGAAUUAGAUCCCCAGGGAGAGGCAGCACAAAGUGCAAAUGAAUCAAAAAAUGAGUAGGAAUACUGUAGAGUGCCAAUUACUGUACAAACUGGGUGAGCACUACUGCAUCAUUGUUCAGCUGUCAUUGCUUGUACCUAACUUCAUUAACUGUGACACUCAUUUCUUUGCAGAUUUUGCAUUGACUUGUGUGUGCAGAGGUGAAAGGUGCAUUCUGAAUGUUGCGUAUUUUGAAAUUUCCAUGUGCAGUAUGGCUCGGAAUAUUGUUUGGCCUUUUGCAUGUUUCUCUACAAAAGAGAAUUGAGUUACCUCACAGAGAACAGAUACAUGGAAGUUGGACUCCUUGCCUAUAGAGCCUGCAUGCUUUUCUUUCUUUAUUCCUUUAUGUUUGCCUUUACUUUAAAAAAAGGAGGAGAAAAAAAGGCCUCUUUCAGAUAUCACCUGUUUUAACUAGGAGCUUUAUCAUUGCAAAUUGGAAAGCCAUCUUAUAAAAUUGUUCACACUUUUUCUUCAACAAUUCAAGGAAUUGAAGGAUUAAACUAAAGAAAAUAUGAAGAAGAACAGUGAAGCUUUGAAUUUGAGAAAUUUGGUUAUUCAGUGAUAAAUACUUAUUUUGGUCAUUUAUAAUUACAAUUUCUUCUCACUAUUAAAUUUGCUUAAUUAGCAGUCUACAUAGUGCUCACCCAGAGGGGAAGGAGGUGGGAAAUGUGCACACACUACCUUCAGAAAUGUUUUCAGUUAAUUACUUUGAACACUACCUUUGCUGUGAUUUCAUUUGAGAUUUUCUAAGGGUAGAAUUUGGUCUCACCACCAAGUGAGGACAUAGCCUUAUCUCAUGAAGGACGAGCUCCCUUCUUACUCAGGAGCAGUCAGGGUACAUUACAUAAAAUAAUGGCGGAUGCCUCGUUUUAGCAACUGUUUCUUUGUAUUUUUCAGCCAUUUUGCAGAAUUGAUUAUUUGCUAACAACUGAAUGUUGUUGCAGCAGUUAGUUGAAAGAUAUUCAAGAUCUGUUUAUUGGGGAUGAGAGAAAUAGGGAAAUAAAUACAUAAACACAUAAUUGUGGUAUAGCAAAAAGAAUACCUAGAUUUUAUAGUCUCAGUAGUCUGUCCAGUAUCUACAUUCAUGAAGGAUCUAAGUUUUUAGUAAAAGAACAGAAUCCCAAGAAAAAACAGAAUCCUAAUAUGACUCAGGUUGCAUAUCACUUCUCAUGUAAUUCAGUCAGGAGCUUAGUUUAUUGGAGUUUCUUUUUUAAGUAAUCUAAAUACUAGUACAUGGUUGGGAGGGAUUUUAAGGUUUUACUUAAUUUUGUUUAUCUGAAAUUUUCUUUCUAUGGUAUCCUUAUUUUUCUGAUAUUUAGCUGCUUUUCAUGGUUGGUUAGCACACGGAUCAAGACCUUUCAGAUCAUGUUUGUAUAAGCACUCCUUGAAGGAAUAUUUAAGCUUUUUUGAAAUGGGCUUUUAAGAUUAUAGUAAUUAAGUUUGAAAUUUUUAGUUUCUGCAGUUUUUGCAAGAAUAACUGAUAAGUGAAGCCCAUAAAUUUAAUAUUUCUGUGAUCAAAUUAAAAUUACUACUUGUGCAAAACAAAAUCCAUACCAUGUAUAUUCUGUAUUUCUAUCUGCUGAGAAUGGUGGUCAGGCCCUUCUAAUGCUUAACCAAAACCAAAAACCUUUGCUGUUUCUGUGUAGCAUAAAAUCCAGCAUGCCAUGUUGAUUAAGAUUAAAGUUGGUGAUUUCAAAUGGAUACUAACAGUUUGAGGAGAAGUAGUAAGUACAGGUAUUCCCAAGGCAUAAAUUCUUGCCUGGAAACUUUGGACCUAUUAAUUAAAUUAGGUUAAGGAUAGUUUUCCAUGUGUGUUCAAAGGUUAGGCACACCAUUGCUGUUAUUAAAAUACAUGCACUGCUCAUUCUUGACACAGUUUGGGCAUGGUUUCUCUUUUGAUUUGGUUAUUUUGCAUAGCAGUUUAAUCAGCGGGUGACUAAACCUGUUUCCCCUUAGCUUUUUAGUCUCAACAGAAAAAGCAGUUUGGGUUGAGUAAUAGUGUAUAACUGCAAUAUUUUCUAGCCUAGCUGGAAGUUGCAAUAAAAAUACUUAAUGAAAAGUAUGUUUUUCAUCUGCAGUUGAAGGAAGUUGAAAGUUUGCUGGAAGCAAAGGGCUAAGAUUAUGAAGGAACACUUCCUUUGUUCCACACUCAAUUUUUCAGGACAUUUCCAGCCAUGGCAACUUUUUGCAUAAUGUUUGGAAUAUUCGUUAACUCAAAAUUGCUGCAAAAAGGCUCUUUGAGAAGUUUAUUUGUACUUGCUUUUACCACCUCUCAAAAAGAAAUCAUUAAAGGCCCAUUUAAAAAUCUGGCCCUAAAAGAUGAACUUUGUAGAAUUUUACUGUUGAGAGAGGUUUAAUCCUAUGUGGUAGUCUUUAGUGAUGUAUGAGUUGAGUUAUGUAAAUUUUGUCAUUGUAGUGGACACGGAGUGAUCAUUUUACUAACAUAAAUAUUUUCUAUGUGUGUUUCAGUGGAUGACAAUCGAGCAGCAGAAGAAUGGUGUGCCUACCCUUUAAUGCUGCAGUUUAAAUAAGAGAACUUGUAUUGUGUCAUUUCAGAUUGUAGGCUGAGAGUUGUAAAUAGUGAAAAUUUGAGUAUUUCUAUUGUUUGUUUUGGUUAGAAAGUGAAUUUAAAAACAAACCAAACUCUAAACUUUCUCAGAUUAAAAGUCCUGAGACCUGAAGAUUGUAAUAUUCAUGUCUGUGAAGCUUUUAAACAUUACACUUGAGUUCAGUCAUGACUUGAUAAUUCAGGUAAAUUUUCCUUUCCAAGAAGCUUUUGAAUAAGCAUAUUUUCUCCAAAGGUCUCUUUCUCUUUCUCUGUUUUAUUUUGUUGUUGUUGGGUGUAGAUUAUUUUAAAGCACUAAUUGCAUUACAUUUGUAAUUGCAAUAUAAAAUAGCCAUUAUUGUUUUGUGAAGCAUGGUUGAAAUUAGGUUAGUGGUCCCUUUUAAAUUUCAUGAGCCUCUCAAAAAAAAAAAACCUUAAAAAACAAAAGCUGCUGAAUAUUUCAGAAAGAUAUAUAUUUUACCUUAUUGUAGUUUUUGUAAAAUUAGUUUGUAAUAUUCAGGUGCACUUUUAAUGUUAAAUUUUGUGUUCAGAUUUCCAUCGUACCAUGUAUUUCUUGGAGGUGGCUCAUCACAUGGCUGACUGUCAGUCUUUGUGUCACAGUGAUUUUUUAAUAUUUUAUUUCUUUCUUGAUUUGCCACUAUACGGUAUUGGCACUUUCAGUAUAGAUAUUCUUGUUUGGGGACAUCUUUAUAAAUUUGUAAUAGAGAUUGAUCUAUUCGCAUGCUCAGUGUCUGCUAAUCAGAGUUUUGCGUAGCCCAAACAACAGUUGGCCAUUUUUAUGGUAUGGAAAAGUGUAGUUCAUGACUGUCACAGAAGCCUUUGUUUGUGGCAUUUUCCAGUAGGUGGACAAAUGAUGACAUUACUGAAAUAACAUUAUUUGAACUAAUUGUAGGAAAUAAUAUAUUUAAAAUAAAUUCUUGCGUUUUAAAUGAGAGACAAUUGAUAUUGUAGAGUAGAUAAGCUAUAGUACUAUAAAAUCAAGAACACUAAAUAAUUCUGAGGAGGAUAACUAGUUGGUACUUUAUCAUCAGCUUUCUUAUUUCGGAGACAUUAUAGUCAUCAAAGUUGACCUAAUAUAGUGUAUUGCAUUUCUUUGUUCAGUAGGCUUACAAGUGACUCUGAGUUAUAUUUGUGAUGAGCUAUAGACUCUUUUUCUGCUUCUCAAAUACCAUGAAGGACAAGGUCUCUCUUUCAGGAAAAAUAAUUUAUAUUUAUGUAUAAUACUUUUUAAAUAUAAGUUUGUUGUUAUUCUGAAAUUUAGAUGUUGCUUGAUAAAACUUUGCUGCAGCAGAUCUUGAAUAUGAGUAAGGCUUUGUGUGAUAGUAGGGGUCCUUAUGUGAAGUUGAUUACUGGUCGGUUCUGGUGAGCAAGUUCAACAAGUGUGAAGUGUGUAUUAGCUUUAUUUGGUACACUUUUGUUUUACAAUAUUGAAGUGCUUUAGAACUAUGGUUAUCUUACAUAAAACCAUUACCUCAACUAAUUGGCAUUUUUAUUCCCCAACCUUUUUACCUUAGCUGUAAUGUGAGUUAUACGGGAUCAGAUAGCAGAACAAUAAAUGAUAAAAUGAGAUGUUUAAUUCCAGUUUUCUGUAGAGAACUCUAAAUUUGACUAAGCAUAACUACCUGUUAAGGCCUAUAUCAUAACUACCUUCUGUCAUUAAGCAGUACAUGUCAGCCUUUGAGCUGCUAGUAAGCUGUGUUUCUCCUCUUACCCCAUGUAAACUCAUGGCAUAGUCUUCAUGAUUCCUUCAUUUCAUUGACAACCCCCACCCCAAUAGUGAAGCUUGAAUUUACGUUAUUGUUUUCUUAAAACGAGUAAUGAGUCAGUUCAUUGUUGGAAGCUGAAGUAUUUUGAGUCAUUACAGCAGAUACACGACAGGUUGUUGUCAGUUUAUUUAACAGCUAUUACCUUGCAAGGUUUCAUUUAAAACCACACACUUUUGAUUUUGUAAUUCUUUAACCAAAUACCUGAGGUUGUUUUCAUACGAACUACUCAUUUCUAUAUAUUCAGGUUGCUGUCAUUGGUCAUAGAAUAUGGAUAGAUCAAAUUGACCCACUUAAUGCUUUAUAGAAGAUUGAAAGUUACAGGUUAAAUUUUGGCCUUCAUAAAGGAAGGUAUCAAAAUUUUUCCCACGUUCCCUUUCCAUUAGAAUUAGGUCUUUAUUAAUACUAUGGGCAGGCCAGUGUUUAUGAAGAGCUUGAUGGCUUUAGUCAAACAGUCUAUUUAGGAGACCACUAGUAGCAAUUUUUUACAAUCUGUUUUACUGAAAGGGAAAAAAAGUAUAAUUGUGGUACAUGGAUACCUCUUUGUUUUUAGUUGAUUUUGGAUUCUGCCCUUGAGACAUGAAUAGAUUUGUGAACAUGCUGACCGAAAGGAAACUGAGGAAAUUCUUUCCUCUUUAAUCCAAAUAAAAGGUUACAAGUGACCUUUUAGAGAAGCAAACAUUAACUCCAUAGCAUAACACUAUGAACCGUGUGCCCGAAGUAUAAAAGGAGAUUGGGAGAAAAGCAUGGGAUUUAGGAUGGGCAAGUACAUAGAUUUUGGAGAAGAGGCUAAAGAUUAUCCUCUAUUAAAGUAAAAAUUAAUCACAGUACAGUGUGCUAAAGUUGGGCCAUCUUCAUUUUUGAUAGAAAAAUAUUUUACAUUGAGAAAGAAUCAAGGCUAAUUAAUAAUGUUAGCUUGGAAAAAUAAUAAAGCAUAAAUUCUGCAACUAUUUGGGGGAAAUUUUAAGGUUUCAGUUCAUUUAGAGCUAUAUCCAUAAAAGCUGUAAAGCAAGCACUUUUAGUUAACUAUAGAUUUAUUGGAUGUAGCAGAUAUUGUAAUCGUAAUAUUUAAUCUUUAUUGUUUGAAUGUGGAAAUGAACCCUUUACUCCUUGAACUGUUAUUGAACAGGCUCAAGAUGAUCUUUUAACACUGGAAAUGACCCUACACACAUACCAAAAACAAACAAAACCCUAAAGCAGUAAGACAUUUGAAGGAUCCAUACCUCUUAAACUUUUUAGAUUUGUCUUGAGAAAAAAAAUUAUGAACCUGUAACCAGUAUUAGUGCAGUCUUGGGUUCCUUGUUCUGCAUAAUUGCACCCUUUCUCAGGUAUGUCCUGAAAACAUAAAUUUUAAAAUCUCUUUGGAGAUUAGAUUCUCAGCGGAUAGUGUGUGUGUAAGGGGAUUGGGGGUGGGGGGCCGGGCAUAGCUGGACACAGGACACUGACAUAGUAGAGCAGGGAUUUUUAACAGUCAAUAGCCAAAUAGAACUUCAAUCUAGAAUAUUUUUACCCCUCAGAAUAAGUGAGACCACUCCUAUUUGGUAAAUACCUGGUGCUACACUCCUAAAAAUAUUUUCUUUCAUCCAGGUGACUUUUUCCUGCUUGGUGGAAGGUUAUAUAGUAAACUUUACUGUCAUUAGGAAAGCACUUGCCCAAAAUUUUUUAAGUACUAGAUAAGGGAUAAUUCAGCACUUUUUCUGUUGCAACACUAAAGUCUUAAUUUAUCUUCAGAGUCUUAGGUACUGUAAGUCUUAGGAUGAUUAUUUGAAAAUAUGAAGCAUAUUGCAUAAUAUGGAGUCUGAAUCACCUUUUUAUAAAUCUUAUUUUAACAAAGAAACCAGUAACAUUUUGUACCUGUCUAACAAUUCUAAGUGAUUGCCUCAUUUUUCCUAUUUUAUUAAUAAGCAUUUCAGGCUUAAGAAUUUGGAAUUUCAGAGGUGAGGGAAAAAUGACCCCAAAUGGAAAAUCAUAUCGUACCAUUUUAGAAAAAUAAAUCCCCAAGAAAAUGGGUAGGGAUUCUCUUUUUUGAAGUCUUCAGGGAAUGAACAGUAUUUAGAAUCUUUGGCUGAAAUUCAAGCCUUUUUACUGUAAAUUUUUAAUAUUAAUUCACUGACAUGCUUUUUACAUCAGAGGACUGUAAUGGAUCUUAAUGUUUUUAAGUUGUGGAAGGGUAUAUUUCUAAAUGUGGGUGGGAUAAUUAACUAGGUUAGUAUUACCAGCAUUAGUAAGUUUAAGGAAUUUAGUAUGUAAUAGCAAAGUGUUUGAUUAAAAGUCUAAUCCUAUAUUGCUAGUCAAAAUUAGUUACAUUCUGAUCUAGGAAAGAUAUAGUCAUUGGAUAUUGAUAGGCUGUGCUGUCAGAAAACCAGACUAAGAUAGAAACCUUUAUCUGACUCCCACAUUGUUGCUUGUUCUGAUGGGAUGUAUCCUUUAGAGCAGCUUGUUGCUGCUUUGAAAAGAAUGCAUAAACUAUUCAUUAGGAGAGUUGCGUAUAAUUCUUUAUAACCUCCACUUUAAACUCUCAGACAUUGGUAUUUUAUCAGUCCACACUGUUAAAUAAGACUAAUGUUUUUUAGAAAUCCCACUUGUACACACUGUUUAAAAACCCUCAGGGACAGUUUACACACUCUUCUCACUCAAUUCAGGUACUUAGAUGCUAUUCUUAAACCUAACAGUGACUUGUAAUUUUCUGUUUUGCUUUUAUUUUGACGUGCUGGUAGCACAUCUUUGAUGAAUGUCAACUUAAAAAAAACUCAUUUCAGGUAUCCAGGUAUAUAACUCAGCCAAACAGAUUUUAAAGCUGCAUAUAACUCUCCAGCACACGGUGCCUCACACUCUUAUAGUGGCAUUCUAUAUAUUCAGUUAUUACUACUGAGCAGAUAAUAUGGGGGGUUCCUGUUAACAGUGUAUUUUUUAAAACGUGCAUAAAUGUAUAGCCAGCACACAGACGCACAUGCACACAUGGUUACACUAUAUAGUUUUUAAAUGCCACUAAUAGCCAGCACAAUUAAAAGACAUUCCUAACUGUGUCUGUAAACUAACAGAUGUAGUUCCUUUUUAAUGUGGCUCUUGCUUCUUCACCAUAACUACUACUAAAUUCAAGCACUGGUCCUUGGGUGUCUGACCUCUACAUUCUAGUUUAUGCAAUGUCUUCAGAGAAUUCUGUGCACUGGCCACUGUGAUAGAACCAUUGGGCCAGGAGUGCUUUGAGUUUAUCAGUAGUGAUUCUGCCAAAGUUGGUGUUUUAACAUGAGUAUGUAAAAUGUCAAAAAAAAUUAGCAGAGGUCUAAACCUGAAUAUCAGGAGACAAUUAUGUCAGUGUAUUUUAUAGCCUUUAAAGACCUCAGUGACAAGUUUCUUCUGAUGUUAACACUAGGCUCUAAAAACCUUUUUGUUUUCUACAGUACUACCUGUGGUUAACAAAAUAGGUUACCCCUCUGCUUUAAUACUUGAUAUCUUACAUCCAGUAGAAUGAUAUUCAUAUAUAAAACUAUAGCCUUUGAAGAUAGGAAAAUCAAAUUUAUAUAAGUUCAGGUGUCAUGCAACAAAACAGGAACCCCCUAAACUCGUAUGGACCUCAUUUCAAUAUACUGUUUACAGUUUGACGGAAUUGUAUAAUUUAAUAUUUCUCUUGUACUGUAGUUUAUAUUUAUUUACAGAUUUUUGUACUGUGUGAUUUUUGAACUUUUUGUUCCUUGCUAUGAUCAAUGUUUAUGUAGUAGAGCACUUAUGAUCACAAAUUAAGUUUUUUGGUUUGAUUGCACUACAUUUUUAAAUGCAGUUCUGAUUUUUGACUGGACUAAAAUAAGCUGUGUCUUAAUGUAUGUGAUGAGUACUUAAAAUUUUAAUUCAUGUGGUUCCCCAACCCCUUUUGCAUUGUAUGUCAAAAGCACUAGUUAUUUUGUGCAUGUGUAAGAUUUAAUGGUUCCAUUGUAUUAUUUGACCAUGACAUUUUGGAGAAACAUUCCCAGCUGUAAUGUUGUGUAUGGUAGUUCUCACUGGAUGCUAGACUUUCAAAACCACUAUUCUUCUAAUAAAUUUUGUUGUGAAAAACUGCUUUAA